AUGCCCAAGCUGCGUCUUCAACACCACGUCCUGCUUCUAGCCGCCCUCGCAUGGAUCUUGACCGCGUCCGCGACGUCUAUCCCGCGCUAUGCGGUCGUUUCGCGCUACAACCCCGUCCGGAACGCGUCCAACACGAGCACGCCCAUGCAGGUCGGGAACGGGUUCUUCGCGUUCGGCGCGGACGUCACCGGGCUCCAAACAUUCCAGCCGUGGGCGACCAUGUCCGACUGGGGCUGGAAGAAUGACAGCCUUCCCGUGGGUGUGACGGAGGAAGACAUCCUCGCGUACCGCGGCGUCGCCUGGGACAGGGUGCAGUACGAGUUCGGCGGGCCCGCCGCGCCCCAGCAGUGGCUGAUCGCGAACCCGAACCGCGCGAACCUGGGCCGCGUCGGGCUGCUGUUCAAGGAUGCAGAGGGAGAGGCGAUGAACGUCACUGAGGCGGACCUGAGCGACGUACACCAACAGCUGGACCUGUGGACCGGGACCAUCACGAGCAGCUUCUCGGUGGAAGGGCAGACAGUGACCGUGGAGACGUUCGCGGCGCAGAGUAGCAGUGCGGUCGGGAUCGCGGUAUAUUCGGACUUGCUCGCGGAGGGCCGCCUCGGGCUCUUCCUCGACUUCCCGUGGAACGACGGCUCGCAGAAGUUCCAGGCGCCCUUCGUCGGAUACUGGAACGAGACUGCCAGCCAUACGACGACGCUGUACACUGGGAGUGGGCUUGGAACGAACGUCCAGGCGGAAGUUAACCACACGGAGGUCGCAGCAACCGUCUUCACGUCCAUUGGUGGAGGGAGCGCAUUCUCGAUGUCGCGGGACUCGCUUUUCGCGCAUCGCUACAGUGUCGUCCCUUCUUCGAGCUCCUCGCUGUUCUCCGUAGUUGUUUCGUACUCGCUCCUUCCGCCUGCUGUCAUGCCGACUGUAGCUGAGAUUGCUGAAGAGUCGAUUGCGACCUGGAGCGAGUAUUGGUCUUCUCAUGGAUUCGUUGACCUGUAUACUGGCUCCACGGAUCCAAGAGCCGAUGAGUUGCAGAGACGGAUCAUACUCUCGCGGUACCUGAUGCGAGUCAACGAAGCAGGGCACACCCCACCUCAAGAAUCGGGGCUAGUCAACACUGGCUGGUAUGGCAAGUUCCACAUGGAGAUGUUUUUCUGGCACAGCUGUCACUGGGCGCUGUGGAACAACUGGGAUCUCCUGAACCGCUCCGUCGACGUCUACAACCGCUUCCUCCAGACGUCCAUCGAACGCGCACAGGUGCAGGAAGGCUACAACUACGGCGCGCGCUGGUCCAAGAUGACCGACCCCUCGGGAAGGUCGGCGCCGGGCGAGAUCAACGAGCUGCUCAUCUGGGAGCAACCACACCCACUCGUGUUCGCGGAAUACGAGUACCGCGCAACCGGAUCGCGGGAGACCCUCGAGCGGUGGCGCGAUGUCGUGUACGAGACGGCCGACUGGAUGGCCACCUAUGCGCAGUUCAACGAGAGUACGGGUGUCUACGACCUCGGGCCGCCGAUGCAUGUCGUCAGCGAGGACACGAGCCCAAAUGCGACGCGCAACCCCGCGUUCGAGCUUUCGUACUGGCGGCUAGGAUUGGAAUUGGCGCAGACGUGGAUGGAGCGACUUGGCGUGGAGCCUCCUGCUGUGUGGGCAGAAGUCGCGGACAACCUGGCCCCAUUGCCCGUCGAGGAUGGACUAUAUGCGGUGUACGAGGGCAUAGAAUUCGGUUUCUGGACGGACCCCGAAUACACGAACAGCCAUCCUGCGCUAGUGGGCCUGUACGGCUGGUUGCCAGCGACUGCCAACGUUAGCGUGGACAUGGCAAUAGACACCGCUGAAAGAGUAUGGACGACCUGGAAUGUAAGCAAUCUAUGGGGAUGGGACUUCCCCAUGCUGGCCAUGUCUGCGGCGCGCAUGGGGAACCAAGAAAAGGCCAUCCAAUGGCUGCUCGAUCCCUACUUCGAGUUCGACGAUGUCGGGAUGCCUGGCGGAGGUGCGCAAGUGCCAACACCGUACUUCCCGGGGUCGGGCGGAUUGCUAUAUGCGAUAGCAAUGAUGGCGGCUGGAUGGGACAACAGCACUACCCCAGCCCCAGGAUUUCCGAGCGAAGGGUGGGUGGUGAGGGUUGAAGAUAUCGGACAGGCGAUGUGA
Molecule: messenger RNA, 2145 nt
Organism: Fomitopsis serialis
Lineage: Eukaryota; Fungi; Basidiomycota; Agaricomycetes; Polyporales; Fomitopsidaceae
Product: Six-hairpin glycosidase-like protein
Exons: 4
Coding region: 1-2145 (714 amino acids)
Biological process (GO): carbohydrate metabolic process
Source: RefSeq, a predicted model, not a curated record